Molecule: messenger RNA, 3956 nt
Organism: Stylophora pistillata
Lineage: Eukaryota; Metazoa; Cnidaria; Anthozoa; Scleractinia; Pocilloporidae
Molecular function (GO): protein binding; ADP binding
Source: RefSeq, a predicted model, not a curated record
UUGCGUCCGAAAUUGACUGAGCAAUAAUCACAAGACUUACUGGUGACUUUGAUAACAAUAGACUGUUCUUUACGUGAGAGUCACGAGUUUUUGAUGGAAAACUACUAAGUCUCCAGCGAUCAGUAUAAGACGUGGCAUGUUUCGCGGGUUCGCCGCAAAUUGAGAAAUCCCAACACGUAAAUGGAUCAUAUCGCAUAUCAGGUGAACUUGGUAGUUUUUUCGAGAAAUAAGUCGAUAAUUAUUCCUUGAAUCUUUUGUCAACCACAGACGACUGGCACAUGGCUACCAAGACUGCUGAAGGACACCGUGGAUAUUCCUACAUCAUCGAGUCUUUCCUGGAAUUCUUAGAAUUGGGACAUUUCCCUGUUGGCUAAUUAUAAAUUCAUAAUCGAAUCCUUCCUAUCAUUGGGAAAUUUCCCAGUUGACUGGUUAUAAAAUUCGCGUCGAUUGAAAAUCGCAAUUCGUGGUUAUCUGAAGACAAGUUUAAGUACCUACUCUUCUCGAAAGGAAUUUGUUUCUAAAGAGCCUUGACGGUAGGCUAUGGCAGCCGGUGGAACAUCCUCGCCAACCUCUGCGAGUCCUUCUGGCCCCUCAGUAGUGACAUUAUCGAAAGAAAAGACGAAUGGCACAAGGCUAGCAAGACUGCUCUUUGAUGAAGGAACUAAUGUUCUAAGGGAAUUCUUGCAAUCCACGCAUCCAGGGCCAACACUAAAGCACGCAUUAGACAACAGUCGCCCAAAGCUCGAGGGGCUGAGGCGGAAGCGAAUACCUGAUGAGCAAUGGGAAAAACUGUUUCCUUCCUCAGGUAAUCCCCCGGAUCCCAAAAAAUUCGACAUCAUACUUUUGCACUUAUUGCUCCGUGAAGUUUGUCAUCUAAAGAUUCCUUCGACAGGAUGGCACAAAAUGCCAGCAGACGCUGAUGCGAGCCCUGAGGCCAGCAUCGUUCGUAUAAAAUGUUAUAGAAAUGAGCUGUGUCAUAGUUAUUCUACUGGAGUUCCGAAUGACGAGUUCGAAGACAAGUGGAACAAAAUAUCUUCGUCUUUAGAAGUACUUGAGGUAGCCGCCUAUCGGAAGAAACUUCAGUCCCUGAAGAGUGCUACUAUUGAUCACGAAACUCGCUUGCUGGAAGAGGAACUCGAACAAUGGAGGAGAGAGAAAGAACUUGAGAAGAGUGGAAAAAUCUCUGAGCUCUCAAAUUGUCUGCCAGAUGACAUACCAGAAGAACAUAUUAUUGGCCGUGGUGACCAAAUUCAAGAUAUCAAAGACGAGAUUCAAAGCGGAACGAUUCCUGUAAUUCAGAUCACUGGUGGACCGGGAUUUGGAAAAACGACCGUAGCCAAGCGGGUAGCCUUUGAAUUAGCCAAAGCAGAAGAUCAACGAAGUGUUUUGUUUUGUAGCCUAUUAUCGAAGACGAAUUUCAACGAAGCGACUAUGGAAAUGAUCAACUCUUGUCGUAAAGUGGUCAACACGCAAGUACAAGAGAAUCCGGGACAGUGGCUUAAAGACUGGAGCAAACAGAUUCAAAACCAAGUCACUUUUGUUCUUGACAAUGCAGAUGGUGUCAUUGAAUCUGAAGAUCGCGAAUCUUUCCUUAAUUUCUUACGCGAUGUAAGAAGCUUUUCACGACAAAAUGUCACAUUUGUGAUAACUUCAAGAAGAACAUUCCAAACUCCCGACCUGCCGUCAAAAGAAGUCAGGCUAGACCCGUUGUCAAACGAACAGGCCAGAAAUCUACUGCUGGCUCAGGUUCAAAAUGUUCAAGAGUUUUAUAAAGCAGAGCGCAUUGUGGAACUUUGUGGCUAUGUUCCUCUGGCACUGUGCAUUGUUGGAUCCCUGCUUUCAGAUUAUACCGAAGAAACUCUUGUUAAAAACCUAGAAAAUGAACCACUCGCUGUUCUGGAGGACGAUCAACUGUCUGUAGAAAAGGCCAUCAAGACUUCUUUUGAUCUUUUGACUGAAGCUGGACGAGAAGCCUUGGUUCUAAUGUCAACUUUCCAGGGGUCAUUUGACUCAGUUGCUGCCGAAGCUGUGAUGAAAGCAUGCUCAAUUCCUGGAAUUCAGCCCAUCCCGGUCAUUCGCUCCUUGAAAAAGAGUUCGCUAAUCGAGCAACCAAGUUCACGGAGGUACCAGAUGCAUCCCCUCAUUCACUCGUAUGCGAGAAAGAUUGGUCAAGCUAAGCAUGCCGAUCUCUUAGCUAGAGGAGAAAAAUUGGCCUGUGUUUAUUUCAUGUCUCGCCUUGCGGACAACGCCGAAUUGUACUGGAAAAGAGACAGCUGCAAAAAGUCUCUUUCUUCAUUCAACAAGGACAGAAGCAAUUUCGAGCAUUUUCUUGGCAAUUAUGCUCGAGGAAGGAGAGAAAAGGAUGAAGAAAUUAUGGAAGGCUCUCAAACUCUCUUGGAAAGUUUUCCACAGAAGUGCAUGUAUUUGGAAAAGUGUCUUCAUCCAAAGAACUAUGCUCAGAUCCUUGAGCAGUUAUUGGACACAUUUGACUCAACUAAUCAGCCAGUGCAUGUUGUAGAACUUUUGUGUCUUCUUGGACAUGAAUGUAGGAAGAAAGACCAAAAGAAGUACAGCGAACGUAUGGAGACAGCGGAAGAAAUUUAUCGUUUGAAUGCUGCCAAGUUUAGGGAAAAUCCGCUAUCAGAAGUCUACUUUCAUAACAGUUACGCACGUUACCUUUCCGAUAAAAAAGAUCCUAAAGAAAACAAAAGAAUCGAGAAAGAGACCCAAUCAGCUCUAGAUGUCAGUGUUACAAGUCUGUGUUAUCUUCAUCCAGAAACAGCAGCAACACUUCUUCUUUCGGGAACCAAUGCAAAGCGCCGUAAGCAGUUUGAUACAGCCACACAACAGUUAACUGAGGCGUUAGAACUCUUUAAACGGUGCCUUGGUAAACAUUUUAUGACAGCCGAAGCCCUUAAGGCCCUUGCAGACCUUUUUUUUUUUCGGGAUGGGAAAGCAGAGGGAGAAGACAACUUAACAAUCUGCAUUGAUUAUUAUAAGGCAGCCAUAGAAAUGUUCGACGAUCUCGGAGAGGGUGGAAGCAAAGAGAGUAUCCUGACUUUGAAAAACUUUGCAAUAUAUAACCAGAAAAGAGGCAGCUUUGAUGAGGCAAUGAAUAUAUUAAAAAAGGCGGAACCACUUGCCGAGAGAGAAUUAGAGGAGAAACACGAAUGGAAAGUUUCAAUCAAGACCACAUGGGCCAUCUUACAUGACGAGAUGGGAAACACGGAUAAGGCGAAAGAAAUGAUGCUUGAAGGACUGUCGAUGGCUAAGGAACUAAACUUGUCGAUAGAAAAGAUGAGAAACAAAGUCCCGAUACGAUCGUUUAUCAAUCGUUACCCAAAGGAGUUCCCUGAGACGGAAUUUCCAAGAGGAGAAAAGAAGAAAGGAAAAAAGGAGAUAAGAGGGAAAAAAGAAGAAAUGCAGUGAGGAUUUACAAUAACGAUUUUACGAAAGGCUAAGGUCCUUAACUAGAUUAAUUUUUAAGAGACCAUAAGGACCGGACAGAUAAACACAUCGCAGGCAUUAUGUUUCCUAUCCCAGAGCUCCUAAUCUUUUUCAAAUAUUUUUCUUUUUAAGAAAAUUUUGAAGAAUCGGAUUAUUUUGAUAAAUUACGCUGGUGCAUGGCAGCUUAAAGGAAUACCGAAGAAGAGUUGCACAAUUUUUUAAGUAAUCCGCCUGAUUUAAGGUAUUGCACCCCAUUUUUUUUAUGGACAAACAUUUUCAUUUCAAAAAAGUCAAUUUUUGUUAUUUUGAUCAGUCAGGCUUUUUGUAGGUCAGAAUUUAGAGCCUCACUGACGAUUUGCGGAGCACAUAUCCCUCCUACACCCCAGGUUGGAAGAGUAAAUGGAGCAAAACAGUCGCUGACAAGCAGCACUGCUUAAAGUGCAUAUGACACGAAAUUUUUUUCUCUUGUUUGUUGUUGGAUAUCUAUAGAAAACGUUUCGAAGCCUUAA